This is a messenger RNA of Tachyglossus aculeatus (Australian echidna), 1466 nucleotides long. It is a transcript of the gene AGER, whose product is annotated as advanced glycosylation end-product specific receptor. Bases 1 to 1248 code for a protein of 415 amino acids. Lineage: Eukaryota; Metazoa; Chordata; Mammalia; Monotremata; Tachyglossidae. The record is from RefSeq and is a predicted model, not a curated record. Gene Ontology annotation, cellular component: plasma membrane. The transcript has 10 exons.
AUGGACGCGGCCAGAACCUGGAUCUUCCUCCUCAGCCUUGGGGCAGCGGUGGGCGGUCAGAACAUCAGCGCCCGCAUCGGGGACCAACUGGUGCUCAACUGCAAAGGGGCACCCCGGAAACCCCCCCAGCAGCUGGAGUGGAAACUGAACACGGGCCGGACGGAAGCGUGGAAGGUCCUGGCACCCCAGGGUGGCCCCCUGGACAGUGUGGCCCGCGUCCUGCCCAAUGGCUCCCUCUUACUGCCCGCCAUCGGGAUUCAGGACGAGGGCACCUUCCGGUGCCGGGCCGUCAACCGGGCCGGACGGGAGACUAAAUCCAACUACCGCGUCCGGGUCUACCAAAUUCCCAGGAAGCCAGAGAUCUUAGAUCCCGCCUCGGAGCUCACGGCUGGCAUCUCCAGCAAGGUCCCAAGCCGGGAGGCGGGAAGGAACCGGGGGCCACCGACGGGACAAGUGUCGUCGCAGGUGGGGACGUGCGUGGUGGAUGGUGUGUACCCGGCGGGCGCCGUGUGCUGGCACUUGAACGGGAAGAUCCUGAUGCCCGACGGGAAAGGAACGUCGGUUCGGGAGGAGACCAGGCGGGACCCGGAGACGGGCCUGUUCACGGUGGAGUCGACCCUGACGGUUGUCCCAGCCCGGGGAGGCCCCCCGCGCCCCGCCUUCUCCUGCAGCUACGGCCCGGUCCGGGGCCCCGACCGGGCCCUCCACUCGGGGCCGCCCAUCCGGCCCAGCGUCUGGGAACCCCUGCAGGAGGUGCGGCUGACGGUGCGGCCGGAGGGGGGGAGCGUGGGGGCCGGAGAGGACGUGACCUUGACCUGCGAGGCCCCCGCCCGCCCCCCGCCUCGCCUCCACUGGCUCAAGGACGGCUCUCCACUGGAAGCCCCCCCGGGCCCGGUGCUCCUGCUGACCGCCGUGGGGCCCGAGCAGGCCGGGACCUACACCUGCGUGGCCACGGGCCGGGACCAGAAGCGCAGGGAGAGCAGCGUCGGCCUCAGCGUCCGCCUCACGGGUUGGUGCGGCCCCGGUUCGGUGGGCGGCCGGACCCUGGAGACCCUGGCCCUGGUGCUGGGGGUGCUGGGGGCCCUGGGGGCCCUGGCCCUGGUGGCGGGGAUCGUCGUGUGGAGGAGGAGGAGGCGCCGCCGCCAGCGGGGCGAGGAGAGGAAGCCCCCCGAGAGCCAGGAGGAGGAGGAGAGGGCCGAGCUCAACCAACCAGAGUCCGAGGAGGCCGAGAGCAGCCCGAGCCAGUGAGGCGGGAGACGGGAGGGUGUCUGCCUCUCUCCCCGCCACGGUACACGUGCCGCCCCGCCUCCCUCAUGACCGGGCCCGCUGUCACCGCCACCCUCGCGUCAACACACGACACCCCCGGCUCCCUGCCCCCUCUCAGCCGGGGGUCCCGUCCUCCCCCUCGGAGACCUCCGCCCGCCCAAUCCAGCCUCCCACCUCUGGAGGCUCCAGUAAACGUCUGA